CCACUGAUUGGCUGCUUUGGAUGCCAGUCGCUAUACCACCCACCGCUAAUUGGCCUUAUGACCGCCGCUCUGCGCGGCGUCGACUCCGCCCCCGUCGGGUAUUUGUGGUGGGGCUGCGGAGUUGCCGAUCCCGCCGGAAGCGCCAGGACAAUGGGGACCCGGGACGACGAAUAUGACUACCUAUUCAAAGUGGUGCUCAUCGGGGACUCAGGCGUGGGCAAGAGCAACCUGCUGUCGCGCUUUACCCGCAAUGAGUUCAACUUGGAGAGCAAGAGCACCAUUGGAGUUGAGUUCGCCACCCGCAGCAUCCAGGUGGACGGCAAGACCAUCAAGGCACAGAUCUGGGACACAGCCGGCCAGGAGCGCUACCGCGCCAUUACCUCUGCGUACUAUCGUGGUGCUGUGGGUGCCCUGCUGGUGUAUGACAUCGCCAAACACCUGACCUAUGAGAACGUGGAGCGCUGGCUGAAGGAGCUUCGGGACCAUGCUGACAGCAACAUCGUCAUCAUGCUGGUGGGCAACAAGAGUGACCUGCGCCACCUGCGAGCUGUGCCUACUGACGAGGCCCGCGCCUUUGCAGAAAAGAACAACUUGUCCUUCAUUGAGACUUCAGCUUUGGAUUCCACCAACGUAGAAGAAGCAUUCAAGAACAUCCUCACAGAGAUCUACAGAAUUGUGUCCCAAAAGCAGAUUGCCGACCGUGCAGCCCACGACGAGUCCCCUGGCAACAACGUGGUGGACAUCAGCGUGCCACCUACCACCGACGGACAGAAACCCAACAAGCUGCAGUGUUGCCAGAACCUGUGACCACCCCAGCCUCCGCCCAGCGUGCGUGCACGUCCUCGGCCUGCCCCCACCACGGUGUCCUCCCAGCCCCUCCCCAUUGUCCCUCUGACCAGCUUGCUCCUGCCCUUUCAGUGAGCGCCACACAGCCGGCUGGGGCCCAGGAAGGGCAGGAAUCAAUGGCACCUCCUAUCCUGCGCAGGGAAGCUAGAAGCCCUGGCUUGCUGUGCCCACUCAACUCGGGUCCCGGCAGUUAUCUUGCCGGUCUGGGAGGGCAGCGAGAUGGACAAGCCCAGUUAGAGGCAAGGAGGGCGGGCAGAUGGGACCAGCUUCUUCUGUUUUCCUCGGCAGACUCCAAGGAACGAUUGCCUUCCUCCCUCUCUGGCUAGCUGGCCUCAUUGGCCAGCCAUCCCUACCCAGAAUCUCGCUUGGAGCUGAAACCAGAAGAGCCAGGCAGCUGGGGCCAGCGCAGGUGGACUCUCUUAGCUCUUAGCUACUGGCUGCCAGCUCCUCUGCGCACAGCUAGCACGCAGGCCUCCCACCUCUGUGCGUGCAACCCCAGCCCCGCCUGUAGAUUGUAGCUGGGAGAAGCCAAUCCCUGUCUUGCUCUCCUCUUGCACGCAGCGCCCCUUCAGCCCUGUCCGCCCCCUACUCCUCUGUCUUGUCUCCCCGUCUGGUCUGGAGCCUGUUUGCAAGUGAAGCAAUAUCUCCGUGUUUUGUAUAUACAACUGCUCUUGUAGCCUUUGGUUUUGUUAUUGUAGAGAAACACAGAUUCUUUAUACACUUUGUAAGAUUUACGCCAAACCUUAGCUCUUGAUCUCUUAUUCUCCCUGUAGCCCCUGCACUGUUUUGCCCCAUGCCUCAUUUCUCUGGCCCACUACUAAAAUGUAUAAUCCAACUUCCUGUACAGAAAACUG
Otolemur garnettii (small-eared galago) is the source of this 1700-nucleotide messenger RNA. It is a transcript of the gene RAB11B, whose product is annotated as RAB11B, member RAS oncogene family. Gene Ontology annotation, molecular function: GTPase activity; GTP binding. Gene Ontology annotation, biological process: regulated exocytosis; constitutive secretory pathway. Bases 58 to 807 code for a protein of 249 amino acids. The record is from RefSeq and is a predicted model, not a curated record. Lineage: Eukaryota; Metazoa; Chordata; Mammalia; Primates; Galagidae. The transcript is spliced from 5 exons. Gene Ontology annotation, cellular component: recycling endosome.